AUGCGAACAGCUCCUUAUCAUCCGCAGUCAAACGGACUUGCAGAACGGGCUGUUAGAAGCGUAAAAGAAGCGCUUAAGAAGCUGACGGACGGACCACUGGAAAUCCGGCUCCAACGCUGGCUACAUAACCACAGAAGGACACCAUCAGCUGCCCAUGGGGGAAAAGCUCCUGCGGAAAUGUUAUUCAAUUUUCUGCCACGUAGUCGCUUGGAUAUCAUCAAAGCCAAUGUGCUCAAAAACCAAAAGACAACCCAGCAAGACGUGGACAGUCGUUUGAAACCUGGAGCACCUGUCUACGUGCGCAAACAAUGCGAUCGACCCGGAUGGAUGCCGGGUAGCGUGCUUGAGGGCCUAGGAAGUCGCAUGGCUAAAGUGCAAACGGCCCAGGGUAUUGUCACACGCCACCUUGACCAGAUGCGAACCCGCUACGGCGCAGAUACCGCGGUUUCCGAAAGUGAUACAGCUCACGCAUCCGACCCAUCCAACGCGGCCCAUGACGCUACAGAUGACACAUCGGAGUCGACAGAAACCGAAGGACAUCGAUAUUCGCUCCGACCGCGACACAGGUCACACCACUGA
This is a messenger RNA of Ornithodoros turicata, 579 nucleotides long. RefSeq lists its product as uncharacterized. The coding region runs from base 1 to 579 and encodes 192 amino acids. Gene Ontology annotation, molecular function: nucleic acid binding. The transcript has a single exon. The record is from RefSeq and is a predicted model, not a curated record. Lineage: Eukaryota; Metazoa; Arthropoda; Arachnida; Ixodida; Argasidae.